AUGCUCCUAGGCCGACUUGACGUCAGGCCCGGAGGAGCGAGCGCGCCGCUGGCGGCUGGCGGCCGGCGUGAGUGCGGAGGUCACGAGCGGUGCUGGGCCGUUGGUCACCUCUUGUGGUUUGCGAUAUCAGAAGAGAAAGGUAAUGUUGCAGUAGAAGAAAAUAUAGACAAGCCUCUCCAAAAAGGUUUAGAUGCAGAAGAAAAUCAAAACAUGAUAGAAACGUUGAGAGGCAAAGUAAGAGAAAAGCUAAAAAAUGCUAAGAUUAAUCAAGGUGAAAAAUCUUCAACUCAGCUAUUCAUUGAUAAGAUAUAUCAACUGUCUAAGGUGAAUAAGCAGACUGCAGUCUCAUUGGAUGAAGAUGUUUCGUUUUUCAUUCUGAGUGGUGAAGAAGGCUCAGCUUUGGGCCAGUCUUCAGAGCAGCACACCACAGUUAACAAGGCAGUUCCUAAACAUUUUUCACUUGGUGAUAAUUUACAGAACUUUUCUGAGGGCCAAGAUGAAGAUUUUAUGGAAGAAGUCAUUUUUCCAGAUUUACUUGAAGUAAAAGCUGCUGAAUAUGAAGAUGAUCAAGAACAAAUCAAAAAACAACAGGCAAAUAUUUUUGUGCCAAGUAGUUCUCCAGUGGUCAACCAGCGUAAACUGCCGAAAGAUAUGAUGCCACGCAUUUUAGAAGAUGAAGGAUUCUAUAUUCAGAGAAAGCCAGAAAUAUAUAAAAAGACCUGCAACAAAAUGGAAAAUCGUCUGCUUAAACUAGAAGAGGGAAAGUGUUGGUUUGAAGAAAGUGGAGAAAUAAUGUCAUUACCUUCGCCUAUUAGACAGUCAUGGAAUUUUAGAGUCAACGUAAGCGAGGAAUCUUUAAAUCCAGCACUAAAGACCAUUUAUAGGAAGGCAGUGAAAUCUGAUCUAGAAAGCUCUAUUGGGAAUAAAAUGGAAGGUCAAAGGGAAAUGUAUCAAUUAGAUCUCAACAUCGUGGGUUUGCAAUUCAGCCAUCAUGCUCUCUUCAAUCAAGAACAAGUAUUAUGUGCUAGGCUGCUUCAGCUUUAUGAGUGUUUUCAGGACAGGCAGCAACAGAAUUUACCUCAGCUGCUUUAUGAGAAGCUUAAAGCACUGACAGAUGCUACCAAAUUAGCAAACGAAAAUUUGGAAAUAAACCAGCUGACCAGAAAGUCUUUACAAGAUUAUUAUUGGCAGAUAAGUAAUACAAAACAGCUCUAUGACUUAGAAAGGGAAAAGGACUUCUCCCUACUACACAGUAUAUUACGGACUUGGAAACAGAUAAAAUCCCUUCGACAGCGGCAAGGGUUUACAAGCACCCCAAUAAAGUUACAGUUUCAGAGUGUGUUAAGGAAUGUAGAUGCAAGAGGUGUUCCUGGAAUUCCAUGGCUCGUUAAUACACAGAAGCUUUUUGAAUGGGCAAAUGAAGUCAGAAUUGACCCAAAUAAUCCAGAGUAUUCUGAUUUAAUGGAAUUUAUUAUGUACAUGAAACAUAAAGGGCAGGAUAUUCCAAAGUAUUUUCGUCUUGAACAGUUGCAAGAUGAAUUUAACUUUGUUUCUGAAGAGGAGAUGAAAAAAAGUAAACGUUUCCAGCUAUUGCAACUUAGAAAUGCAGGUCAAUUAGAUGUUUUCCUUCUGCAGCAAAUGCCCCUCUAUGAUAGAGAGAUUCCAGAUUUAGUCUUCCAGGAAUAUGAAAGUCAGAUAGAGAAGGAUAUGUCCAUUUCAGAUGUGAAUUCUAUUACCGCACAAAGGAUUAAUUCUGCCAAUUUUCUGAAAAAGAUGAGAAGGUUGAUAAUGAAAAGAAUUGUCAAAGUUAGCAAAUUUAACUUAUCAGAUAUUGUGGCUGAUUAUGAAGAAAUUGUAUCUGCAAGCCAGUUAACACAUGUAGUUUGUAAGCUUGUUGAACGACGAAGAAAGUUAAAGCCUUGGAGGAAAGAGAGGAAAAAAGUGGCAGCACAGACUGUCUGUGAUGGAGAUAUUAAGAUUCUUGUCAGAAUACUGAGGGCUUAUAAUAUUCCUACCAGGAAAACAAUAGUUAGUAGAGCCUUGGAUAUGCCUACUUAUUUGAUGUCAUCCAUGUCUCGCCUCAGACAUAAAGAAACAAUCAAAUCAGUAGCCUCAGAUGAGAUCUUAAAUGAGGAUACUGUAAACCCUUUUGUGGAAGUUUCCUUUCAACACACUGUAUACCAAACCAGUACUGCAAGUGGAUCUCAUCCAUGCUGGAACGAAGAAAUUAAAGUAGAUUUUAUGAUUAAACAAUCUGUCUAUUCCCUUCAACCUCCAGCUACUUCUUUCCUACAAGAGUGUAUGAAAGAAGUCCUGGCUAUGGGCUCUAACCAGGAAGCUCCCAUCGUUAUUCAGUCACUUUCCAAACAAGCUACCAGCCUUGAGGGCCCAGAUGCAAGCUGUGGGAGCACAGAACCACCAACCCCCAGCACUGUCCCCAGUCCUUCCUUGCUAAAGAGCUUUGACAGAAUGCUGCCACUCUCAUACCUAUCCUGCUGA
This is a messenger RNA of Ceratotherium simum simum (southern white rhinoceros), 2499 nucleotides long. The record is from RefSeq and is a predicted model, not a curated record. NCBI's taxonomy places the organism in Eukaryota, Metazoa, Chordata, Mammalia, Perissodactyla, Rhinocerotidae.